Molecule: messenger RNA, 806 nt
Organism: Nycticebus coucang (slow loris)
Lineage: Eukaryota; Metazoa; Chordata; Mammalia; Primates; Lorisidae
Gene: BANF1
Product: BAF nuclear assembly factor 1
Exons: 3
Coding region: 157-426 (89 amino acids)
Molecular function (GO): DNA binding
Source: RefSeq, a predicted model, not a curated record
CUAGAGGCGCCCAACUGGGUGUUUUCUUAAGGCGGCUAUUGAGACGACCCGGAAGCGGAAGUCGGAGAAAGUUCUAGUUUGAAGUAUCGACGGGAGCGGCCGGGUGGCGCGAGGAACCGUUACGGGAACCGGAGGUGCUGAUUAAACCUGAUCAAGAUGACAACCUCCCAAAAGCACCGGGACUUCGUGGCAGAGCCCAUGGGGGAAAAGCCAGUGGGGAGCUUAGCUGGGAUUGGUGAAGUCCUGGGCAAGAAGCUGGAGGAAAGGGGCUUUGACAAGGCAUAUGUGGUCCUUGGCCAGUUCCUGGUGCUAAAGAAAGAUGAAGACCUCUUCCGGGAAUGGCUGAAGGACACAUGUGGCGCCAAUGCUAAGCAGUCCCGAGAUUGCUUUGGAUGCCUCCGAGAGUGGUGUGACGCCUUCUUGUGAUGCUCUCUAGGGAUCCCUCAAUCCCCAACCCCAGCAUUUAGUCUCCAGAAUUUGCAGCUGAGUGGGGACUCCUUCCUUGUCCUCUACAAAGGAAAAGAUUGCUAUUGUAGUCACCUCCGAUGUACUCCAGGGUCUUCUGGGAGUUUUCUCCCUUCACCAUUUCAACUUUUUUGGAAUUCUUUUGCACUUGCAUGCAUCUCCCUUUUCCUUCCCCUGCCGGUUCCAUGUUAGCAGUUACCAGCUUUCCUGAGUGGAUUCCUGGCCCCUUCCCUCACCCCCACCUUUAAUCUUCUGUCUGUCUGAUGCCAUUUGGCUCCAUUUUGGGCAGAACAGUCACUGUCCUUAUAAAGUUUUUAGAUCAAUAAAGUCAGUGGCCUUCA